AUGAGUGCGGGCUCUCUGAACACGGUCCUUGACACAUUCGAGACGUAUGGUUCCGGUUGGUACCUAUAUGGUGACUCGUCGAUAUUGUCUGCACCAUUUCGGAAACAGACAAUGUCACCCUGGAUCACGCGUAUCCUCGGUUAUCGACAUACACAAGAGCUGGGUACUUUAGCGACGUCCUUCACCGGCCCAGGCAAUCAGGAAGUUGUUUACCGUAGUGCCUCUCGCAAACCAGAUCUCUACGGACCCGACUUUCACUUUGAAGAGUAUCUCCCGGCAAAUGGUGUGAUUGCCGCUGUUUCUGUGCAUCUCCUCACCAAGUUCCUUCUCGUUCUUUUAUCCAUUCCAUUUAUUCGUCUGCUCAUACGAAAGCUGGCGGCGCGCCUUGAUUCAGCUCCCGAUGUGAAACAACUGCGGCAAGUGGAGCGCGCAGAGUUCCGUGCUAUUGGAAGCGGGAGUGGGGAUGCUAAACCUAGAGUGUGGGCAUCUUUUGUGCGAGAGGGAGCGCUCUAUGAGCUUACUGCACUCGUCACUUGUAUCGGGGCAAGGGUACUGCUUGAACAGAAGAUCAGUGCCGACAGGGCGGGGAAGGACGCUCGUGGACAUGGCGGAGUGGUCACACCAUCAUUUUUGGGAAUGGAAUAUGUCGAUCAGCUGAAAGAUGCUGGGAUCGAGAUUGAAGGUGGUUUGUUGUAA
Molecule: messenger RNA, 696 nt
Organism: Penicillium vulpinum
Lineage: Eukaryota; Fungi; Ascomycota; Eurotiomycetes; Eurotiales; Aspergillaceae
Product: Saccharopine dehydrogenase / Homospermidine synthase
Exons: 1
Coding region: 1-696 (231 amino acids)
Source: RefSeq, a predicted model, not a curated record